Molecule: messenger RNA, 1659 nt
Organism: Symbiodinium sp. CCMP2592
Lineage: Eukaryota; Dinophyceae; Suessiales; Symbiodiniaceae
Source: the annotation of a GenBank genome assembly
AUGGUACUGGACACUUGCGGGACCUUCUCUCUACCAGCGCGGCUAGCACCAGCGGGUGAUUCCGAUGGAAGCGACCUGCUUCUGAGUGAGCAUGUCAGCUCUGCAGGAGGCAUGCACAGGCUCUGCUGGUGCGGCAUGCCCCCUUGUGAGAAGGCUACGCACUUCAACGUCGAUGCCGGGCAUCUGCUACUUCUAGGUCCGAGCCCAUUGCAGCAGCAGAUGACUUGUGUCAGCGGGCAGAGUUGCAUCGUGCAACUCAGCUCUUCCACAAUGACGGCGAUGGAGACGUCCAUGCAUACAAGCGUGUAUCUAUAUGAUGCGUGCCCUGCGACCACACUGGUGAACGCAGCUGCUGCAAUUGCAGGUCCGCUGCAGCAGUCAGCUCCUGUGUUGCUGACAGCUGCAGGUGGAGUAUAUCGGAUGUGCUGGUGCAGCGCAUUGCAUGGAAAUGUAUGUGCUCCGAGUGAUUACAUCGUGGAUGCUGGACAAUUGUUACUGAUCGGACCAUCGCCUCAUUCGCAAACUCGAACUUGCAUUGGCGGCCUUGCUUGCCGCUUCCAUGACUUCGAUGGGCUCUACCUGCAACCUGAGGAUCGACUGCUGCUACUCGACACUUGUGGUCAGAGCUCUUACAUCGGUGCAGCGGCCUUCCUCCAUCCUCCAGGAUCGCAGUCAACACAUGUGGACUGGCAAGUCCGGUUGAGGGCUUUGGAGACUCAGUUUGGAGCAGUGCAAACUCGGACAUGUUCAUUUCCGCGGCUGGGGGCAUUUAUCGAAUAUGUUGGUGCACUGGUGGAAGCUUGGCAUCAAAUGCUCAGCCCUUUGCUUGGUCAUUUCCCGGCUCUAGGAGACUACGUGGACUCGAUUGCCAUACUUGAGACCUGCGCAGUGGCGAUGAGCCCAGGGCUUCGGGCAUUGAGUCCAGGCGGCGUCAAUGCAUCGCAGUCCCCUUUAAGCGGGAAGAGCAGUCUGGUUGCCUGGGACCUGGUCGAGAAUGCUUCGGAAGUGCCGCGGCUCCAAGAAGGCGCUCUGUACCGUCUCUGCUGGUGCCUGGAUGCACAAGGUUGCAGCCGUGUUGAGGACUACCGAGCAGAUGUUGGUGGCCUGUUGGUGGUUGGUCCAAGUCCACUGCUUCAGCUUCGAACUUGCAUCAGUGGACACUCAUGUGCUUUCGAGGGUGUGACGGGACUCGGUCUUUCCUAUUCAUACUACAUCUCCCGCAUUCGGCUUUACCAGGACGGUGCGACAUCUCACGACAUUCGCGUCUGGGAACUCUACCACUCGGAGUCUCCGAACGGUCCCUGGAUCAAGGCCUUCAACGGAGCUGCAGCACCCGGUGUGGGUGAGCAGGAGUUUGAGGGCGACCAGCCUCUACUGGCGCUUGGUCGUGCUGCAGACCUACUCGGGUCGUCUCAGCUUCGGGACUUGUCCAGCUACCCCGUGAGCAAGCUGGUCGAUGGCAAGCUCGAGGACGACUCGCGUGCACUUCGAGCCGCUCGGGCCACAGCCUGGGAUCAGGUGGAGCCGUGGCGAGCAGGCCUGGCAUGCAGUUUGCCAGGUUUGGCGAAGGAGGUGGAGAAGGCCUGGAAGCAGGCGGUGGCCUGGCGCAAGCAGCAGGAGAAGGAGAGGCAACGGGCCGAGCAGCCUCGAAAGCGUUGA